Molecule: messenger RNA, 1490 nt
Organism: Cololabis saira (Pacific saury)
Lineage: Eukaryota; Metazoa; Chordata; Actinopteri; Beloniformes; Belonidae
Gene: dnajc12
Product: DnaJ (Hsp40) homolog, subfamily C, member 12
Exons: 5
Coding region: 229-735 (168 amino acids)
Cellular component (GO): cytoplasm
Source: RefSeq, a predicted model, not a curated record
AGACGCAGGAGGAGGAGAGACUGCUAUAUUUUUCCAACUCUGAAGAGAUUUACCUCUACAUACCUAACCAGUUGACGACAUCUCCAAUCUUACUCAUCUGAAGAAGAUAAAUUAAAAUAAAAACCAAUUAACAUUACGAUUGUAGGCAGCAGCAGCUCGAGGAAACUGAGGUUUCAGCAACAGGCUGCUGAUUCAGGGGAUCCAUCCUGGUUUAUUCCAGCUGUUUCCAUGGACUCUGUUUUGAGCUGCAAACCAGAAGACUUGGAGGAUUAUUACGGCUUACUGGGAUGUGAUGAACUGUCCUCGACAGAGCAGAUUCUCAAUGAAUACAAGAUCAGAGCUUUGGCAUGUCAUCCAGACAAGCACCCGGACAAACCAGGCGCAGUGGCAGAUUUUCAAAAGCUGCAGGAAGCAAAGGAUGUUUUGUGCCAUGAAGACAAAAGGAAAAACUACGACCUCUGGAAGAGAAGUGGCAUUACUAUUCCUUUCCAUGACUGGAAAGCCUUGAGUGAUUCUGUAAAAACUUCAAUGCACUGGGCUGUGAAAACCAAGAAGAAGCCAAUGCUGGAGGAAUCCAAAGCAGAAAGGCCCGUCAUUUCCCAUGCGGACGAGAAUCGCUGUGAGCAGGAGGAAUCAGCUGUGCUAUCUUCAGGUGAUUACUACCAUCGACGUUUCCGCUGGGCUGCUGACUCUCCAUCGGGUCUGCUGCAGAAGUUCAGAAACUAUGAGAUAUAAACAUAAUACCAGUUCCUCUUUGUGUACAUGUUUGUGUUUUAGUGGUGUCAAAUAUUCAGUGUGGGCACUUUUAAAUGGUAGUUUUUGUCUUUGUCUGAUUGUGAUGUCACGAAACACCAAAGAGAAGAAUUGUGAGCUGAGUUUUUCUAAUUAAUUUGUUAAACACCAGAUUACAAGACGUGGAUAAUUUAUGAUGUAAUUUCAUGUGUUCAGUCUUAAUGUUCAGUCCAAAUACAAUCUCGGUAUUUUGAUGUUGUGGAUUUGAACUGAAUAUCUUUUAUUGUGAUUGUGUAUUUUAUGUUUUUAGCUUGAAAAUAAGUUGAAAUGUUCAAUUUUCCUACAACUGUGAUGUUGUGUCGCCUCACUACACCUGCAGUGGAUUUUAUUAAAAUGUGCCACCGACUUGUGUUUGCAUAGACGCCGGAUGUGCUUUUAUCAGAGUUUUUUGUAAACAAGUGGUCAGUAAGAAAAUACAUUAUUUUCUAGACAUUGUAAAGAUGUUUGUGUCAAAUAAGUUUUGUUCUAAAUGAGGAAUGGUACUCUGGCUUCCUCCUAUAGUAAAAAACCAUGUAUGCCUGGUUAAUUAGUGAUCCUAAAUUGCUAUUGCUGAAUGAGUGUUUGUGGUUAUUUGUGUUUAUGCAGCCUUGUGAUGGACUGGCGACCUGUCCAGAGUGUGGUGAAAGUUUCAGGCUUCUGAUAGAUAUAAUAAAUGACAUUGCAAUGUUAAAAUAAGACAAAAUAAAAAUUAAAAUGUU